Penicilliopsis zonata CBS 506.65 is the source of this 2244-nucleotide messenger RNA. RefSeq lists its product as hypothetical. Gene Ontology annotation, biological process: phospholipid biosynthetic process. The transcript has 4 exons. Gene Ontology annotation, cellular component: endoplasmic reticulum membrane. The coding region runs from base 1 to 2244 and encodes 747 amino acids. Gene Ontology annotation, molecular function: glycerone-phosphate O-acyltransferase activity; glycerol-3-phosphate O-acyltransferase activity. Lineage: Eukaryota; Fungi; Ascomycota; Eurotiomycetes; Eurotiales; Aspergillaceae. The record is from RefSeq and is a predicted model, not a curated record.
AUGGCGAAGAAGCAACCAUAUAUCCCUCCCUUGAUCGGGUGGUUGUACGAUCUGGUACUCUGGUCCUUCUCCGUGCUUAUCGACCUCUUCUUUCGAGAGGUCCAUCCGCGUGGAUCAUGGAAGAUUCCCAGGAGAGGCCCCGUCAUCAUUGUCGCCGCGCCUCAUGCGAACCAGUUUGUGGACUCGUUGGUCCUUAUGCGCGUUAUUCGGAGCGAAGCUCACCGUCGUAUCUCCUGGUUGAUCGCGGAAAAGUCGUUCAAGCGUAAAUUCAUCGGAUUGUUGGCUAGAGGAAUUGGAACCGUCCCCGUUGCGAGAGCGAUGGACAACUUGAAACCUGGCGCAGGAACUAUCUAUCUUCCCGACCCCGUCUACCAGCCCACGCUGGUCCGUGGUGUGGGCACCAAUUUCGAGGGCCCUGGCUACGAGGUAGAGGGCACUAUUGCCCUUCCGACCAUCAACGGCACAUCCCAUAGUGCUCCCAUCGCCGAGAUUCGGGGUCCGCAGGAGCUGGUGUUGAAGAAACCAUUCCGGGCCAGGGAUGCGCUCUUCCAGCUCACGGGGAGACAAGACAUCACCGACGAUGGGAAAUUUGAGGACCAGGUGUCCCAGCAAAAUCUUUCUGAUUUCCAGGGUACGAAGUUCAAGGUGGCUCCGCAUGUAGACCAGACUGCUGUCUAUCAAGCGGUGUUCGCGCGAUUGAACGCUGGCGGCUGUGUGGGCAUUUUUCCCGAGGGCGGCAGUCAUGACCGCCCCGAUCUGCUUCCAUUGAAAGCGGGCGUUGCUCUGAUGGCACUUGGUACACUGGCCGAUAACCCUGACUGUGGCUUGAAGAUUGUGCCCUGUGGAAUGAACUAUUUCCAUGCUCACAAGUUCAGAUCCAGGGCUGUCAUCGAAUUUGGCAACCCGAUUGAUAUACCUCGGGAACUGGUUGAUCAAUUCAAACAGGGUGAACGUCGUGAGUCUGUUGGCACGCUACUGAACACAAUCUACCAGAGCCUCCUCGCGGUGACGGUUAAUACGCCAGAUUAUGACACCUUGAUGGUGAUUCAAGCGGCCCGCCGUCUGUAUAAUACCAAGGGCAAGAAGCUUCCCUUGCCGAUGGUGGUUGAGCUCAACCGCCGCUUGGUGAAGGGCUACACCCAUUUUAAGGACGACCCUCGUAUUGUGCACCUGCGCAAGUCCAUUACAGAUUACAACAAACAGUUGAGCCUUCUCGGUAUCCGGGACCACCAGGUGGACUACGCCAAGUUUUCCUUCGUUCAGGUCAUUGCUACGCUGAUCUACCGCCUGGUCAAGCUGGCUCUCCUGGCCAUCGGGACCCUGCCGGGCUUUCUCCUUUUCACGCCCGUGUUCAUCGUUACCAAGACUAUCUCCAUCAAAAAGUCGAGGGAAGCCCUGGCGGCCUCAACGGUCAAACUCCAAGGCCGCGACGUGAUGGCAACGUGGAAGCUGCUGGUUGCCCUGGCAUUUGCCCCCGCGCUGUAUGCCUUGUACACAGCUCUCUUCACGUACUGGACCUAUCGCAACCGCAUCAACGGCUACGUCCCUGACUGGGUGCCGCUCUGGCUGAUAGUUCCGAUCGGAAUGGGGCUGUUCCCAACCAUCACGUUCGCUGCUCUCCGAAUCGGAGAGGUUGGUAUGGACAUCAUCAAAUCUCUCCGCCCUCUCCUGUUGUCUUUGAACCCUUCUUCGGCCAACUCCCUGGUUGCCCUGCGAAAGAGACGCGCCGAACUCGCACAGCAAGUGACCGAUGCCAUCAACACCCUGGGUCCGGAAUUAUUCCCUGACUUUGACGCUGCCCGCAUCGUCACCGACCCCUUCCGCGAGACCCCUGACACGCACAAGCCCGCCGAGAAGACAGAGGAGAGGCCCCAGGGACCCCCGGAGACCGCUAGGCCGCACAUGGCCCUGGCGGAACUGCGAGAAGGCUCGGCCUACCAAGAACCUCUACCCCGGAACGAGUCCUUCCACAACCUUGCAAACAUUGGCUUCUUCUCCACCCGGCCCCCUAGUCGCAGCCAGAGCCGCAGCAGCUCCAUCGGUCGACCGGGCUCCUCGCACCAGCUGAAGCCCUUCAGUUCGCUCUCCUCCAAGGACGGGCUAGAAAGAGUGAGCUCCAAGAUCCGUGAUGCGAUGCGUGAGCGUGGAGAGCGCCGCCGCCGACGCAGCGAAGACAGCAGUUGGGACAUGGCUAGCUCAGAGCCCGAAACGCCCUCGAGCGAAGAGAACCGAAAGGACCUCUAA